GAUAGCAAGGCGCGCUGAUAACGGAAACGUCGAGUCGCCGCGCACGCACGAGUACACGAUCAAUAGAUCGAUAGUUCCGAGCGGAGCGGACGGCGGCCAGUAGGAAGCAGACCGACUGAAACGCGUCGACACCCCCAACGCCGCGUCUCCAUUCCCGCGGAUCUCGUCACACCGUCGAGUCAACGACCCUUCCGGUUCACACUUGACGCGCCCCCCGCUCGGUACGACGACCUACCCUCGAGAGUUUUCCGUGCCGCCCGCCCCGUGAACACCGCAAGUACUCCCCGGCGACAGGUAUCCGGCCACAGGCGUCGCCAUGAUCGGCGGUCUGUUCAUGUACAACCACAAGGGCGAGGUGCUCAUAUCGCGGGUGUACCGCGACGACAUCGGCCGCAACGCCGUGGACGCGUUCCGCGUGAACGUCAUACACGCUCGCCAGCAGGUCCGUUCGCCGGUCACCAACAUCGCGCGCACGUCGUUCUUCCACAUCCGCCGGGCCAACAUCUGGCUGGCCGCCGUCACCAAGCAGAACGUCAACGGUGCCAUGGUGUUCGAGUUCCUCAUACGGUUCACGCAGGUCAUGCAGUCGUACUUCGGCAAGAUCAACGAGGAGAACAUCAAGAACAACUUUGUGCUCAUCUACGAGCUGCUCGACGAGAUACUCGACUUCGGCUACCCGCAGAACUGCGACACGGGCGUGCUCAAGACGUUCAUCACGCAGACGGGCGUCAAGUCGCAGAGCAAGGAGGAGCAGAUGCAGAUCACGUCCCAGGUCACUGGCCAGAUCGGGUGGCGGCGCGAGGGCAUCAAGUACCGCCGCAACGAGCUGUUCCUCGACGUCCUCGAGUAUGUCAACCUGCUCAUGUCGCCCCAGGGACAGGUGCUGUCCGCGCACGUUGCCGGCCGCAUACUCAUGAAGUCCUACCUGAGCGGCAUGCCCGAGUGCAAGUUCGGCAUCAAUGAUAAGAUCGUCAUGGAGUCCAAGGGCACCAAGAUACUUGAUGACACGGGCUCGAGGACGGCCUCUGGCAAGCCGGUUGUUGUUAUCGAUGACUGUCAAUUUCAUCAGUGUGUAAAACUUUCAAAAUUUGAAACCGAACAUUCCAUAAGCUUCAUUCCGCCCGACGGUGAAUUUGAGUUGAUGCGUUACCGUACUACCAAAGAUAUAUCAUUGCCGUUCAGGGUUAUACCGUUGGUGAGAGAAGUGGGGCGUACUCGUAUGGAAGUGAAAGCUGUGUUGAAGUCCAAUUUCAAACCCUCCUUGUUGGGACAGAAAAUAGAAGUCAAGAUUCCCACUCCCUUGAAUACUGCUGGAGUUCAAUUGUUAUGCCUAAAAGGCAAAGCCAAGUACAAGGCUUCAGAUAACGCAAUUGUGUGGAAAAUCAAGAGGAUGGCGGGCAUGAAAGAAACACAGCUCUCAGCUGAAAUUGAUCUUUUGGAGACUGACACAAAGAAAAAAUGGACUAGACCGCCAAUUUCUAUGAAUUUUGAGGUACCAUUUGCUCCUUCUGGAUUCAAAGUCAGAUAUUUAAAAGUUUUCGAGCCAAAAUUGAAUUAUUCUGAUCAUGAUGUCGUCAAAUGGGUUCGUUAUAUUGGGCGAAGUGGAUUGUAUGAAACUAGGUGUUAAUCUAACAAAACCGUUAAACGUAUUUUAAUCAUUUCCCAAUAUUCUGAUCCAAAAUUAUUUACAUACUGAUUAAUAUCAAGGAUAAUAUUUAUUGUAUCAUAUUGUCAUAUUUUUAAUUUAUAAUCCAUUCAGUAUGUUUGGUAUGAUU
Molecule: messenger RNA, 1775 nt
Organism: Myzus persicae (green peach aphid)
Lineage: Eukaryota; Metazoa; Arthropoda; Insecta; Hemiptera; Aphididae
Product: AP-2 complex subunit mu
Exons: 1
Coding region: 317-1627 (436 amino acids)
Biological process (GO): intracellular protein transport; clathrin-dependent endocytosis
Cellular component (GO): AP-2 adaptor complex; cytoplasmic vesicle
Molecular function (GO): clathrin-cargo adaptor activity
Source: RefSeq, a predicted model, not a curated record